Molecule: messenger RNA, 2012 nt
Organism: Xiphias gladius (swordfish)
Lineage: Eukaryota; Metazoa; Chordata; Actinopteri; Istiophoriformes; Xiphiidae
Gene: rbpjb
Product: recombination signal binding protein for immunoglobulin kappa J region b
Exons: 11
Coding region: 101-1573 (490 amino acids)
Biological process (GO): regulation of transcription by RNA polymerase II; Notch signaling pathway
Cellular component (GO): MAML1-RBP-Jkappa- ICN1 complex; nucleus
Molecular function (GO): RNA polymerase II cis-regulatory region sequence-specific DNA binding; DNA-binding transcription activator activity, RNA polymerase II-specific
Source: RefSeq, a predicted model, not a curated record
CCUACACCUCCAGUCUGCUUCUGUUGUCUCGGCGGAUUGUUGGGCUGUGGGAGAGAAAGGAUAUCGCGAGUAUUGGAGUUUUGGUGAGAGUUUGUGGAAGAUGGCGCCUGUUGUGACAGGGAAGUUUGGGGAGCGCCCUCAGCCACAGCGCCUAACAAGAGAAGCGAUGAGGAAUUACCUGAAGGAGCGAGGUGAUCAGACUGUCAUGAUACUGCACGCAAAAGUUGCACAGAAAUCAUACGGCAAUGAGAAAAGGUUCUUCUGCCCUCCCCCCUGCGUGUACCUGAUGGGCAGUGGCUGGAAGAAAAAGAAGGAACAGAUGGAGCGAGACGGCUGCUCUGAGCAGGAGUCGCAGCCUUGUGCCUUCAUCGGCAUCGGCAACAGCGACCAAGAAAUGCAACAGCUUAACUUAGAGGGAAAGAAUUAUUGCACAGCCAAAACCUUGUACAUAUCCGACUCCGACAAGAGAAAGCACUUCAUGUUGUCUGUCAAGAUGUUCUACGGCAACAGCGCUGACAUCGGUGUCUUCCUCAGCAAGAGGAUCAAAGUCAUCUCCAAGCCCUCCAAAAAGAAGCAGUCCCUCAAAAACGCUGACUUGUGCAUUGCGUCAGGGACCAAGGUGGCCCUGUUCAACCGGCUGCGGUCCCAAACGGUCAGCACGCGCUAUCUACACGUGGAGGGCGGCAACUUUCACGCCAGCUCCCAGCAGUGGGGCGCCUUCUACAUCCACCUGUUGGAUGACGAGGAGUCAGAGGGAGAAGAGUUCACUGUGAGAGACGGUUACAUCCACUACGGCCAGACAGUCAAGCUGGUUUGCUCUGUCACCGGCAUGGCCCUUCCCAGACUGAUCAUCCGUAAGGUGGACAAGCAGACGGCGUUGCUGGAUGCAGACGACCCCGUCUCCCAGCUCCACAAGUGUGCCUUCUACCUGAAGGACACAGAACGCAUGUACCUGUGCCUUUCCCAAGAAAGGAUCAUCCAGUUUCAAGCCACUCCAUGCCCAAAGGAACCAAACAAGGAGAUGAUCAAUGACGGCGCCUCCUGGACAAUCAUCAGCACAGACAAGGCCGAAUACACUUUCUACGAGGGCAUGGGCCCUGUCCACUCGCCUGUCACCCCUGUGCCUGUGGUAGAGAGCUUACAGCUAAAUGGCGGCGGGGAUGUCGCCAUGCUGGAGCUGACAGGACAGAACUUCACUCCAAAUCUUCGGGUCUGGUUCGGCGAUGUAGAGGCUGAGACCAUGUACAGGUGUGCGGAGAGCAUGCUGUGCGUGGUGCCCGACAUCUCUGCCUUCCGCGAGGGCUGGCGCUGGGUGCGGCAGCCCGUCCAAGUGCCCGUCACGCUGGUGAGGAAUGACGGCAUCAUCUACUCCACCACACUGACCUUCACCUACACGCCAGAGCCCGGGCCGCGGCCACACUGCAGCGCCGCAGGGGCCAUCCUGCGGGCCGGAAACUCCAGCCUGCUGAGCAGCAACAGCCAGGAGGCCGGCUCCGGCGUCUACGGCCCCAACAGCACCUCCAACGCAGGAGUCACAUCCUCAUCCUCCACCGCCGCAGCUGUGGUCUCCUAACGCACACAGGGGGCCACUCAAUACAAAUUGCCUUGAGAGCAAAUAUACCGUGAGGUAUAUAAAGACUAUGGGAAAUAAUAAACAAAAACUGACUCACUCUAAAGUGCUGCGUAUUAAUUUUGGAUACAAAGAGGCUGAAAUGGAAAAAUUGGUGGGACAAAGGAGCAAACGCAGGGGAAAUCUGAAGGAGGAGUGACAUCACAACGUUGUCAGCCAACGGGAAUAAGCAAAAGUGCUCCUUGACACGCCCCCUCUCCUGUGGUUACUUUAGGGACCUGCCUAUCCAGUUCUGGUGUUUGGAAUGAGUGAAGUUCCUGCAGGCUCAGAGCACCAGCACCUUUCUACGGCUGUGAGAAUGGAAACCACAACAACAAUACAUCCACUGUGUACAAAAAAUUGUCUUGAAAGGAACGUAUAUUUUUUGCGCUGCCCUGCUCCC